AUGGCCCUGGGACAGAGGCUGUUCAUCACUAUGUCCCGGGGAGCAGGACGUGUUCAGGGCACGCUGCAGGCUCUCGUCUUCUUAGGCGUCCUAGUGGGCAUGGUGGUGCCCUCACCUGCUGGCGCCCGCGCCAACGGCACGCUACUGGACUCCAGAGGCUGGGGCACCCUCUUGUCCAAGUCUCGAGCUGGGCUAGCUGGAGAGAUUUCGGGUGUGAAUUGGGAAAGUGGCUAUUUGGUGGGCAUCAAACGGCAGCGGAGACUCUACUGCAACGUGGGCAUUGGCUUCCACCUCCAGGUGCCCCCCGACGGCCGGAUCAGUGGGACGCACGAGGAGAACCCCUACAGCCUGCUGGAAAUUUCCACGGUAGAACGGGGUGUGGUAAGCCUCUUUGGUGUGAAAAGCGCCCUCUUCGUUGCCAUGAAUAGUAAAGGAAGGCUAUACACAACGCCCAGCUUCCAAGAGGAAUGCAAGUUCAGAGAGACCCUCCUCCCAAACAAUUACAACGCCUACGAGUCAGACCUGUACAGAGGGACCUACAUUGCACUGAGCAAAUAUGGACGGGUAAAGCGGGGCAGCAAGGUCUCCCCAAUCAUGACUGUCACUCACUUCCUCCCCAGGAUAUAAGGACCCAAGGAUGAAGGCUCACACACAGGCUGGCAGCAGCAUCUUUUCUGUUGGAAUCUUACAUAAGAGAACAGUUAUGCUCGUGCCCUGUGACUUCUGAGUCUGGCUCAUCUCGUGCCGGAAGAGAUGAAUUGGUUUCCUUGGCCACUGGACAGCACGGCCUGUAACCCACAUGGCUGAGAGGGUUGCAGUUGACAUCCCAGAAUGGAUCCUGUGCUUUUACCUCACCGGAGAAGAGACAGUACAGAUGAUAUUUGAGGCAUGUGGCCUUGUGCAUAAGUA
This is a messenger RNA of Acomys russatus (golden spiny mouse), 909 nucleotides long. RefSeq names its product fibroblast growth factor 6 (gene Fgf6). Bases 1 to 627 code for a protein of 208 amino acids. The record is from RefSeq and is a predicted model, not a curated record. Gene Ontology annotation, biological process: positive regulation of gene expression; positive regulation of cell population proliferation; fibroblast growth factor receptor signaling pathway. Gene Ontology annotation, cellular component: cytoplasm. The transcript has 3 exons. Gene Ontology annotation, molecular function: growth factor activity; fibroblast growth factor receptor binding. NCBI's taxonomy places the organism in Eukaryota, Metazoa, Chordata, Mammalia, Rodentia, Muridae.